UGAUGACGUCGCACAAUGGCCGGCCCCCGCGGGUAGUGGAGCCCGUUUGUUCCGCCCGCGUCGCCCCGAAGCCGAAGCCGAAGCCGGAGCCGGAGUCGGAGCCGGAGCAGAAGCAGCCAAGCUCUAAAUCCUGUGAUGCUGUGAAUGUAGCCAGUGUGUACAUCCCUGUAGAUUUCAGAGGACUGCAUGAAAACUGCUCAGUGUUUUUUCUGCCACCAACAUGCAGAAUGAAAUUAGUAAAUGUCAGCCAUCUUGCCCUGCAUUUAAAUACAGGAGAAGGAAGAACAAAGUACCCUCCUAAAGCAUCUGAGUGGGAUACCAGCAUGUGUGCACUUUAUAAUUAAAUCUGGAGUAGUAAAAAUAGACUUGAAUAUCUUCUGAAUAGAGCAGAAUGAGACUGUCAGCAUCAUGUAAGCACAGCUCUCGUAAUAUGGAGAAUUUUCUACCAGAAGUUCUUCUCUACAGACCAGAAGAUACUGAUGGAUGUGUGUGAGAGCCCUGAUCGAGAUCCUGGAUCUCCAGAGGAAGAACAACAAGAGCUCUCAGAUGAUGACAUUCUGAAAGAAAGUGGAUCUGAUCGGGAGUUGGACGGAGAGGGUGGGAGGGGCACUGAUUUGGAGGAAGAAGAGGAAGAUGCAGCAAGGGCACUGAGUCAGGGUGAAGAAGAGAAUCAUUCAGAUGAGGAGGACCGAUUAAGUGAAACAAAGUCUCAGGACUCUGAUAAUAAUGAGCAGAGCAAAGAUCUUAAGAACUCCCCAUGUCAGGAAGAGGAGGAGGAGGAGGAAGAAGAAGAAGACAACAGGACAAAUGAUCUUAGAGAUGAAGCCUCUUCAGUCACUAGAGAACUAGAUGAGCAUGAAUUAGAUUAUGAUGAGGAGGUUCCUGAGGAACCAACAACUACUGCUCAAGAGGAGGAGACCGAGAAGGCUGGUGGAGAAGAUGAGGAUGAGAAAGGAGAAGGUACUCCAGAGGAAGAAGAGAAAUCCAGUGGUAAAAAUGGGGAGGAAAAAGAGCACCUGGAAUCUCUUAAGGAGAAAAAAAAAGAGGAAGAUGAUGGAGAAAUAGAUGAUGGAGAGAUUGAUGAUGAUGAUCUGGAAGAAGGAGAAGUGAAGGAUCCUAGUGAUAGGAAGGUGAGGCCUCGUCCCACCUGCCGAUUCUUCAUGAAAGGUCACUGUACAUGGGGAAUGAAUUGUAGAUUUAUCCAUCCUGGAGUGAAUGACAAAGGAAACUAUUCUUUGAUCACAAAACCAGACCCUUUUCCACCCAAUGGUGCACCACCUGUUGGACCUCAUCCAUUGAUGCCUGCCAAUCCUUGGGGUGGACCAGUUGUUGAUGAAAUUCUGCCUCCACCACCUCCAGAACCCCCAACAGAGAGUGCCUGGGAGAGAGGACUCCGGCAUGCAAAGGAGGUAUUAAAAAAGGCAACCAUUCGAAAAGAACAGGAACCUGAUUUUGAAGAAAAAAGGUUUACAGUGACCAUUGGAGAAGAUGAACGGGAAUUUGACAAAGAAAAUGAAUUUUUCAGAGAAUGGAAUUAUCGGAUUACUAGAGAUGUCAGAGAUACAGCACUUGAACCUUAUUCUGAUCCUUAUUAUGAUUAUGAAAUAGAACGGUUUUGGCGUGGUGGGCAGUAUGAGAACUUCAGAGUGCAAUACACAGAAACUGAACCAUAUCAUAAUUACCGAGAGAGGGAAAGGGAGCGAGAGAGAGAAAAUAGACAGAGAGAACGGGAACGGGAACGUGAGAGAGACCGAGAAAGGGAACGGCGGCAAAGGGAAAGAGAGCGAGAAAGAGAAAGAGAACGGGACAAAGAACGCCAACGAAGGAAAGAGGAGUGGGAACGAGAACGAGCCAAGAGAGAUGAAAAAGACAGGCAGCACAGAGACCGGGACAGAGAAAAAGAGCGAGAAAAAGAAAAGGAAAAACCAAAACCUAGAUCCCCUCAACCACCAAGCCGUCAGCCUGAACCACCAAAGAAGGAAACCACAUCAGCUGGCCCACAAGUUAAAAGAGCAGAUGAAUGGAAGGAUCCUUGGCGGCGAUCUAAGUCCCCUAAGAAGAAACUUGGCGUGUCCGUUUCUCCGAGCCGUGCACGGAGGCGUCGAAAAACGUCUGCCUCGUCAGCAUCUGCAUCCAAUUCCUCCAGGUCAUCAUCUCGUUCAUCAUCAUACUCUGGUUCUGGCUCCUCACGAUCCCGGUCCAGGUCCUCAUCCUACAGCUCCUAUUCUAGUCGGUCUUCUAGACACAGCUCAUUCUCAGGCAGCAGAUCCAGGUCUCGGUCUUUUUCAUCUUCCCCUUCUCCAUCACCAACACCGUCCCCACAUAAACCUUCUAUAAAAACUAAAGGAGAGCCUGCCCCACCUGCUGGAAAAGGAGAGAAGUCUCUGAAAAAGCCAGCUCCACCUCCAGCCCCCCCACAGUCCACCAAAACCAUUACACCUGCACCAGAGCCCACCAAGCCAGGCGAUAACAGAGAAGCAAGAAGGAAGGACCGCCAAACAAGAACCCCACCCAGGAGGCGGACCAUCAGCGGCAGCAUCAGCGGCAGUGCCAGUAGCUAUAGCGGAUCUAGUUCCCGAUCCAGGUCAUUGUCAAGAUCUCUCUCUAGGUCCCAUUCCCGAUCAACUUCUGCCUCUAUUUCUCCCUCCCCAUCAGGGUCCAGGAAGUCCCGGUCCCUGAGUGUGAGCAGCGUCUCCUCUGUCUCCAGUGCCACCUCAAGUAGCAGUUCUGUUCGAAGUGCUGAUUCAGAAGACAUGUAUGCUGAUCUGGCCAGUCCCGUUUCCUCGGCCAGUUCCCGGUCUCCCACCCCUGCCCAGCCGAAGAAAGAGAAAGGAAAAUCAAAAAAAGAAGAUAGUGUUAAAGAAGAGAAGCGGAAAAGGGAAGCGCCCACACAGCCCCCCAAAUCCACAAAACCUACAGCCAGUAGUAAAUCAUCUCAGCAGCCUCCACCACCCCAACAAGUGCUCCCACCACAACCUCAGCAAGGAGGGUUCAGUGCUCACAAAGAGAUCAAACUGACAUUAUUAAAUAAGGCAACUGAUAAAGGAAGCCGGAAGAGAUAUGAACCAUCAGACAAGGAUAGACAAACUUCUCCUCCAGCAAAACGAGCUAACCUCUCUCCUGAUAGAGGUUCUCGGGAUAGGAAACCAGGCGGGAGAAUCUCUUCUCCCAAACAGGAGCGCCAGAGAGGACAGAAUCCUAAACCGCCUUUGACUCAACCAGAUAGGAAACGCCAAUUAUCGCCGCAGUCCAAGAGUUCAAGCAAAGUUACCAGCGUGCCCGGCAAAGCCUCUGAUGGGGGCCCAGCCGCAGCUGGGGCCAAGUCUGGGAAGUCAAGCACGUUGUCAAGACGGGAAGAGCUCUUGAAGCAGCUGAAGGCCGUAGAAGACGCCAUUGCUCGGAAGCGGGCCAAAAUCCCGGGGAAAGUAUAGCUCCUGGACCAGCCCGAAUAGACUCUUACGUGUUUUUAUAAAUAGUGUAAGCGCAGCCAUUUUGGAUUGUGCAGUUAAUGUCUUAUUUUGGCUGCGGUUCUUUUUUAAAAUUAAAAAUAAAAAGGAAAAAAAAAGUUUCUCAGCUGGAAAAGAAGCCGCCCAUAUAAUGAAGAUGACUCUGAUUCCCAGCUGCUUCCCAGCGAGAUUGAGGAUCAGUCCCUUUCUUCCCAGAGCAGAAUCCCCUGAGGCAGACCAAGCCAGCACCAAGGCAGGCAGAGGCACACGCAGCAACAUUUUCAAUGUAAAUUAUAAAUCCUGGACUCCUCAUCUAGCCCCAUUGGAUACUUUGUCUCUUCCGCCUCCCCCAAACCCCCUUUUCUUUUCUCCUCCCCUCACCCCUCCUUGCUAGCCACGAGUCGUAUUCUAGUUAGCCUUGCUGUGUGUUGUGUCUUCAGCAAUGCCUUUCUAUUUCCUGUGUAACAAGAAAACCGAAUACUUCUGUGAACUACUGGCAACAUCUUCCCCUCCCUUGCCCCAUCCCCGGGAUCAAAAAUAUAUAUAUAGACAUAGAUAUAUAUAUAUUCUUGACUAAAGUCUGAUUGGGAAAUAUUUCCUGUCUUUUAUUUUAAGCAUCAGAUUGUUUUAGUUGAUUAAAAAAAAAGAAAGAAAGAAAAAAAGCAAGGGUAUUGUUGGGGCAUCUGUCUAAUGAGGAGGGUCUUUUUUUUGAGGGGGUCUCCUAAAAUAAAAUAUUUUGAUAAACAGUU
Messenger RNA from Monodelphis domestica (gray short-tailed opossum), 4195 nucleotides. It is a transcript of the gene ZC3H18, whose product is annotated as zinc finger CCCH-type containing 18. Gene Ontology annotation, molecular function: RNA binding; metal ion binding. Lineage: Eukaryota; Metazoa; Chordata; Mammalia; Didelphimorphia; Didelphidae. Gene Ontology annotation, cellular component: precatalytic spliceosome. The record is from RefSeq and is a predicted model, not a curated record.